UUGUUGCCCACCGUAUGAUAUCAAGUGGCCACAUUUCAUUAGCCGUUGGGUUUGAAAAAAGGGGCAUCAGGCAGGAGACAAAUACCCACUAUUUCCGCCUCCAAGUCCACUUCACUUAAAUUCUCUGUUCUUCUUCUUCUUCUCAACAAACCCAGUUUGUAGAUUUAGGGUUUUAGAUGCUGGCAAUCUACGCUCUUGGGUUUGAUACAGUGUGUGCUUGUUGAAGAGGUGAUAGAUCUCUGUUAUUGGCUGUGAUUUAUCUCCGAAUACUCAGAUAAAAUGGAUUUAUCAGAUGAGAACAAUUUCGGUUUGAUUAAACCCACAACCUCACAAGGAGGAGGAAAUGAAAUGGGUAUCAGAAAAUUUGGAGUGGAGAUCAGGCACAAGCGAAGAGCUUUAAGCGCGAUUAACCAAAAUUUAGCUGGAGCUCCUUCAUACCCUUGUGUUGUUAACAAGAGAGUCUUGUUAGAAAAAAGUGUAAUCUGUGAUAAGAACCCUCCCAAUUUAGCCCAGCGACCAAUCACAAGGACAUUCGCAGCUCAAAUAACAAGCACACAUCAACCUCAUUCGCAGGAAACUAAGAAACCAAAUCUAUCAGAUAAGGAUUUUAGUAUUUGGGAAGAUAGUCCAAUAACAGAUGUGGAAGAAGACAAGACAACUACAGACCAGCCUGUGGCAAUGUUCUUGGAACAAACGGAUGGAGUACUCAGUGAGAAGGAGCAGAUGGAGGAGGUCGAAAUGGAGGAUAUAUUUGAAGAGCCCAUUAUGGAUAUAGACAGUUUUGACGCCAAGAACCCACUUGCAGUUGUUGACUAUGUCGAAGAUCUCUAUGCCUACUACAGGAAAUUGGAGAAUUCUAGCCGUGUCUCACCAAACUAUAUGGCUCAACAAUUUGACGUCAAUGAGAAGAUGAGGGCGAUACUAAUUGACUGGCUUGUUGAGGUACACUACAAGUUUGAGCUCAGGGACGAGACAUUAUUUCUGACUGUUAAUCUUAUAGAUAGAUUUUUAGCUCAGCAAUCAGUGGUGAGAAAGAAGCUGCAGUUGGUAGGUUUGGUUGCCAUGCUCUUAGCAUGCAAAUAUGAAGAAGUUUCUGUCCCUGUUGUGGAUGAUUUGGUUUUCAUUUCAGACAAGGCUUACUCAAGAACGGAAGUCCUUGAAAUGGAGAAAUUGAUGCUAAAUACAUUACAGUUUAACAUAUCGGUUCCAACCCCCUAUGUCUUCUUGAAAAGAUUUCUCAAGGCCGCCCAAUCUGAUAGGAAGCUCGAACUCUUGUCUUUCUUCUUGAUUGAGCUGUGCCUUGUGGAAUACGAGAUGCUCAAAUUUCCAUCCUCGUUUUUGGCUGCUGCUGCAAUUUAUACUGCUCAAUGUACACUCUAUGGGUUUAAGCAAUGGAGCAAGACCUGUGUGUGGUAUUCUAACUACUCGGAAGAUCAGCUCCUAGAAUGCUCGAGAGUGAUAGUAAGUUACCACCAAAAGGCAGCGACAGGGAAGCUUACCGGGGUACACAGAAAGUACUGUACAUCUAAGUUUGGUUACACGGCGAAAUGUGAGCCUGCUCAUUUUCUAGUAGAGAACCAACAAUAGGCAGGGCGCAUGUAUAGUUACUAACUUUACGCGGCUUCUGUAAUUUGGUUGAUACUUAAUUGAAGAUUUCACUGCAACGAGUAGGGGUGGAGGGAAGACAUAAUAAAUCAGCAACUACCUAUGGUUGCUCCUGAAAAUUCAUUAUUUGGACUUCAAGUCUGCAGCCAUGGUUGUCAAAUGCUCAGACAGCCAUGGAUAUUCACAUUGUUCAAGUUUAACCUAUUUUUAACUGUACUUUUGUUUAGUUUGAUAAUAAAAGAAUAUACAGUGCUUUGAAA
This is a messenger RNA of Cornus florida, 1865 nucleotides long. RefSeq names its product G2/mitotic-specific cyclin-2-like. Gene Ontology annotation, biological process: regulation of cyclin-dependent protein serine/threonine kinase activity; mitotic cell cycle phase transition. Bases 280 to 1587 code for a protein of 435 amino acids. NCBI's taxonomy places the organism in Eukaryota, Viridiplantae, Streptophyta, Magnoliopsida, Cornales, Cornaceae. Gene Ontology annotation, molecular function: cyclin-dependent protein serine/threonine kinase regulator activity. Gene Ontology annotation, cellular component: centrosome; nucleus; cyclin-dependent protein kinase holoenzyme complex. The transcript has 11 exons. The record is from RefSeq and is a predicted model, not a curated record.